Cladocopium goreaui is the source of this 1296-nucleotide messenger RNA. NCBI's taxonomy places the organism in Eukaryota, Dinophyceae, Suessiales, Symbiodiniaceae. The record is from the annotation of a GenBank genome assembly.
AUGAAGGUCUUUACGCAUGUGAGCGAGGAGACCGAGAUGACGACGAAGCGACGUAAGCGGCAUACGCCGGAGCAGAUUGUUCGUAAGUUGCGAGACGCGGACGCGAUGCUCAAUGCUGGGAAGGACCAGGCUGCUGUAUUGCAGGCCCUGGAAGUGAGCGAAGCCACGUAUCUGCGUUGGCGAAACCAGUACGGUGGGAUGAAGGCCGAGGAGGCGAAGCGGCUGAAGCAACUGGAAGACGAGAACAGGCGGCUGAAGGAGUUAGUGGCCGAGAAAGAACUCGACAUCAAGAUGCUGAAGCAUAUCGCGGUGUUCGCAGUUUCCGAGCGAAGGGCGUGUCAGGUGACUGAUCAGCCACGCAGCUCUCAGCGUUACCAGCCGCAGUCUCGUGAUGACGAAGCGGCUUUGGUGAAGCGGAUGCGUGAACUGGCCGCCGCUCGACCGCGUUUCGGUUAUCGUCGGAUUGCCGUGCUAUUGCGUCGCGAAGACUGGGAGGCCAGCAACACGCGGGUGCUGCGGCUAUGGCGUCGCGAAGGGCUGAAAGUGCCACAGAAACGCCGUAAGAAACGCUACUUGGGCGACAGCAGCCAAGCCUGUCACAUUCAGCGAGCCGAACAUAAAGACCACGUGUGGUGUUGGGACUUUGUGUUCGAUCGCACGGAGGCCGGCAGCCCGUUGAAGUGGCUAUCGAUCGUCGACGAGUACACGCGGGAGUGUUUGGCUUUGAAAGUCGACCGCAGCAUCACCAGCGAAGAUGUGAUCGACUCGUUGGCCGAGCUGUUCGCGAUGCGGGGCGUGCCCGGUGCGAUUCGCUCGGACAACGGCCCGGAGUUUGUAGCUGGUGCAAUCCGGCGAUGGCUAAAGCAAGUCGAUGUCGAAACGCACUACGUCGCGCCGGGCAGUCCAUGGGAGAAUGGUUACGCGGAGAGCUUUCACAGUCGGCUUCGCGAUGAGUUCUUGGAGAUGGAAAUGUUCGAGAGUUUGGCCGCGGCACGGAAGCUGACCACGGCCUGGAGAAAGGAUUACAACGACGUGAGGCCGCACAGUUCGCUGGGGUAUGCCACCCCGUCCGAAUUCGCGACCCGCUGUGCUGCUUCCGUUCCGAAGUCGAUUUCGGCUACGCUGGUCAACUUCGCUUCCCACAUCGACAUUGAGUGCAACGAGUGGCCCGGACACCUGGAAAGAGAGAUCGACUUCGUCUUUCGCUGCCGCCCGACCAGGGAAUUCUUGGCCUUGAAUCGCUUUCAGGUCUCCCACUUUAAUGGCGCGAACCGGCCGGAUCGAUUCAGAUUCUGA